CAUUCUCCCAGACUGCCGAGCUGGUUCUGCCAUGGGCCCCUCCAGCGCCUUUCUCGGCAUCCUGUUCUUCUCUGGGGCACUGGGUCUCACCACUUCCCCAACCAGGGGACGGCUCCACUGUUACACUUGCAGCUUUGCUAAGCCCUGCUACCCUGUUCUCACAGAGUGCCAGGAAGAUGAGGUGUGUGGCGUCAGUGUUGGCACCUCAGACCAGAAGGAAGAGGUCAUCGAGCGGAAAGGCUGCCUCCCUCGGGCCCACUGCGCUCUGCUGGGCCGUGCCACCUACUGGUCACAGCCCUACGCUCUUCGGCACCAGUGCUGUGAGCAGGACCUCUGCAACACUGCCGCCUCCCUGCCGCCACUCGCACGCCUUCCCCUCACCGCCCUGUUACUUCUUGUAACCCUCUUUGCCUGGGGAGUCCAUGUCCUCCUCUAGCCUGUGAGUCCAGGUCAACCUAGCACUCCGACGUUAUCGUGGACCUGGAAACAUCUGCACAGAUGUUUUUGAGACAUGCUCACGAAUGUGACUUUGUAUAAA
Molecule: messenger RNA, 538 nt
Organism: Onychomys torridus (southern grasshopper mouse)
Lineage: Eukaryota; Metazoa; Chordata; Mammalia; Rodentia; Cricetidae
Product: lymphocyte antigen 6G6e-like
Exons: 3
Coding region: 32-436 (134 amino acids)
Biological process (GO): desensitization of G protein-coupled receptor signaling pathway; acetylcholine receptor signaling pathway
Cellular component (GO): plasma membrane
Molecular function (GO): acetylcholine receptor binding; transmembrane receptor protein serine/threonine kinase activity; acetylcholine receptor activator activity
Source: RefSeq, a predicted model, not a curated record